Molecule: messenger RNA, 2046 nt
Organism: Penicillium lagena
Lineage: Eukaryota; Fungi; Ascomycota; Eurotiomycetes; Eurotiales; Aspergillaceae
Product: molybdopterin cofactor biosynthetic protein
Exons: 2
Coding region: 1-2046 (681 amino acids)
Biological process (GO): Mo-molybdopterin cofactor biosynthetic process
Molecular function (GO): 4 iron, 4 sulfur cluster binding; metal ion binding; cyclic pyranopterin monophosphate synthase activity
Source: RefSeq, a predicted model, not a curated record
AUGACGAUCGUGUCGCGGCUCCUCCUAUCUUGGCCCCGGAUUCCCCGCCGAUCCUGGGGUCUGCCCCCCCCGAGCCGACUGCACAGUACCACCGCAGCAGCAACAUCGUCUGCCACAAAUCUCCCACCCGCCCGGUCUGACAGGCUCUCUGCCCUCAAGUCUUCAAAGCCCUUCUCGGACUUCCUCACCGAUACCUUUAACCGACAGCACGAUUACCUUCGCAUCAGCCUCACCGAGCGGUGCAACCUGCGAUGUAUAUAUUGCAUGCCUGAGGAAGGCGUGGAGCUCUCACCGUCGGAGCAACUCCUGACGUCCCCAGAAAUUAUUUACCUGUCGUCUCUGUUCGUGUCGCAGGGUGUGACGAAGAUCCGGCUGACGGGCGGGGAGCCCACCGUACGGAAAGACAUUGUGCCGCUGAUGCAGGAGAUAGGCCGGUUGCGGCAGAAUGGGCUCCAGGAACUAUGCUUGACGACCAACGGCAUCUCGUUACAUCGCAAACUGGACCCUAUGGUCGAGGCCGGGUUGACCGGGGUCAAUCUGAGUCUCGACACAUUGGAUCCGUUCCAGUUCCAGAUCAUGACCCGUCGCAAGGGAUUUGAGACCGUGAUGAAAAGCAUCGACCGCAUUUUGGAAAUGAACAAGGUCGGGGCGGGAAUCAAGCUGAAAGUCAACUGUGUUAUCAUGCGGGGCCUGAACGAUCGAGAGAUCCUGCCUUUUGUUGAACUCGGCCGCGAGAAAAAUAUCGAGGUCCGCUUCAUUGAGUACAUGCCCUUUGGUGGGAACAAAUGGAACAAGGGCAAGAUGUUUUCAUACCAGGAGAUGCUGGCCGUGAUCCAGGAGAAAUACCCGUCUCUUGAGAAAGUGGCCGAUCACAAGAACGACACGAGCAAGACAUACCAGGUCCCCGGCUUUCAAGGCCGGGUUGGGUUUAUCACGAGCAUGACGCACAAUUUCUGUGGCUCGUGCAAUCGACUGCGGAUCACCAGCGACGGCAAUUUGAAAGUGUGUCUUUUUGGCAACGCCGAAGUCUCGCUCCGAGAUAUCAUUCGCCAGGAGAAUCACGGGCAGCCUAUCGACGAGGAUGCGAUGCAGAAAUUGCAGCUGCUUGAGACGGUGCAAACGGCCGCUAGAAUCAGCGAUGAGGGCGGGGUAGUUAAUGAGCGAGAACGAGAGAUUCUAGACAUCAUCGGGAAGGCCGUGAAGCGCAAGAAGGCGAAACAUGCCGGCAUGGGACAGCUGGAGAAUAUGAAGAACCGGCCGAUGAUUCUGAUUGAUUUCGUAUAUUCAUUGAAAUCCGUCGAGGAAAUCACGCUAAUAGUGGCCCUAGAUAAUACAUCAGGCAUGACCCCGAGACCGAUGACCCGAGGCCCGUCCUGGCUGCGCAUACCUUCACACAUUCUUCCCCGGUCACUGGGGACCUUGCACGCUCGCCUCUAUCAUAGCGGACGUUCGUCUCCAGCACCUGAGUUCUCACUGGUCUCUGAUAAAGUCAUCAAUCGCAAGACUCUCUCACUCCCUACGGCGUCCGACCCAGACCUUCCGCAUUUGACGCCAUCCCAAACCGUACACAUGACGCAGAUAACAGAGAAGCCAGAAACAAAGCGACUAGCCACUUCCGCGUGCCAUAUCCUUUUCUCCAAUUCCCGGCCUUGGGAACUUCUCCGGAAAGGCCAGGGCACGCAUAAGGGUGAUGUGUUCAGCGUUGCACGGAUCGCAGGUAUCAUGGCCGCUAAACGAACUCCGGACCUCAUUCCCCUCUGCCAUCCCAGCAUCGGCAUUACAGGGAUUGAAGUCUCUGUUGAGCUUGUGGGGCCGGAACAAUCAGCCGAUGAUCAUGGCAUGAUGCAGAUUGUCGCGACAGUCAGCUGUCUCGGUCGAACUGGAGUCGAGAUGGAGGCUAUGACGGCGACCAUGGGUGCUGCAUUGACAGUCUACGAUAUGCUUAAGGCUGUAGAUAAAGGUAUGGUGAUCAGCGGGGUACGCUUGCUAGAGAAGCAAGGCGGCAAGAGUGGACACUGGGUGCGACAAGAAGAGUCACAGAAGUAA